This is a messenger RNA of Drosophila takahashii, 450 nucleotides long. RefSeq lists its product as uncharacterized. Lineage: Eukaryota; Metazoa; Arthropoda; Insecta; Diptera; Drosophilidae. The record is from RefSeq and is a predicted model, not a curated record.
GGUCCGCGAAGUCAGGCUUAAACGGGUUCGGCCAGCAAAAAGUAAAAGUCACCUGGCUGCGUGUGAGUGUAAUUGUCAGAUAAUGAGUGUAAUUACGAUAUUGCUCAAGACUUUGUUUGCGAUCGUAUUGGCCAUGCUUUUGGGAUCUGAGACCGCGGCCUAUGAUCCCGAUGAUUCCAAGAUAGCCGAAUGCUGUUUGCCACCCGAGGGGAUGUUCGAGGCCUUCUAUCCGCGGGAAAUGCACGGAAUCCCCAACAGCGCCUCGCGUCCCGCCCACGGACAUGGCAGCUUCUUCAAGCACCGCAACCCAGCGCUGGUCGACACAAAAAAUGCAGCGGCCUAUGGCUAUCGGUUCGAUGGCAAGAGGCGCUUCAAUUUCGACUAGCCCUGACCUCCAAAUCUGUCUUAAAUCUGUAAAUAAAGAACGCUUUGAAAAGUAAAUAUAACGAU